UAUACAAUUUGGAGAAGUGAAAAGACAAAAAAGGGUCCAAAAUUUGACUAGGAAAAAGUGGAGAGGUUUUGGAAAUGGCAACAGACGAUCCCAGCUAUCUCUUCAACAGAUUCAGAUUUCCAAGUUGCAGACAACCCAACUCACCCUCAUCGUCACUUCCACUCCACUGUUAGAUCUGAGAGCGAGCGGGAGAGAUGUCAGGAGGCUCUCGGAGAUCAGGGGCUUGCUUAAGGUGUUGUUUGGUUUUCUUCGCAGUCGUCUCGGCUCUCUGCGUCUCUGGGCCUGCUCUGUAUUGGAGGUUCAAGAAGGGCAUAAGGUUGGGAGACAGUGCUGCUUCUUCUUGCCCUCCUUGCAUCUGCGAUUGCCCUCCUCCUCUCUCCAUUCUUAAGAUUGCUCCUGGAUUGGUCAAUCUUUCUGUCACAGACUGCGGAGGAAAUGACCCGGAUUUGAAGAAGGAGAUGGAGAAGCAGUUCGUAGACCUGCUGACCGAGGAACUCAAGCUGCAAGAGACAGUGGCCCAGGAGCAUGCCCACCAUAUGAACAUCACAUUUUUGGAAGCAAGAAGAGUAGCUUGGCAGUACCAGAGAGAAGCAGAGAAAUGCAAUGCUGCCACUGAAAUAUGUGAGGGCGCCAGAGAGCAGGCAGAGGCAUUGCUGAUAAAGGAGAGGAAGGUGACUUCCCUGUGGGAGCGACGAGCCCGCCAACUAGGUUGGGAUGGUGAAUGAUUGUUCCCAUUGUUCCUUUAUUCUCAAUUUGUGAAUUUUUCCCCCCUGCACUGCUCUUAUGAGCUGCCUUAAGUCGGCAUGCCCCUAUCAAUUUCUUUCAUUACAAAAAAAGUGGCAGCAUUUUGAAUCCUUCAGCUGUAUAAUUUAUUUAUUCUAUACAUAAUUAAUUUACACUUUUAACUCGUAA
Malania oleifera is the source of this 912-nucleotide messenger RNA. RefSeq lists its product as uncharacterized. The record is from RefSeq and is a predicted model, not a curated record. The transcript is spliced from 3 exons. NCBI's taxonomy places the organism in Eukaryota, Viridiplantae, Streptophyta, Magnoliopsida, Santalales, Ximeniaceae. Bases 195 to 725 code for a protein of 176 amino acids.